UUGUUUUGAAUCGUUCAACGUGAUACGAAUGCUCCCGUACAAAAUAAGCAGAGAAUUUUUAGUAUUUUUUACGAAAUUUUAAUAGAAUUAAGAUAUGGGAAAGCGAAAGGUUAACGUCAAAAGUGACGAAGAUGAUGAAGUAAUAGCCAAAUUACCGAAAACUACAUCAAAAGAAGUUGAUAAGCAAUUGGGUUUGGCCGACGAUAGUGAUCACGAAGAAAGCAACAAUAUUGAAGAAGAACCAAAAGAAACACCACUUCCCGUCUCCACUAAACCGUUUGUAGUAAAGAAAUUCCGUGAUGCACUUCGGAAAAGCGAUUGCGUCACAGACAUUCGAAUUUUCCUGCAAAAGGCGGAAUCUGAUGAUACGAUAGUUUCGCAAUUUCUAAAAGGUGGUGGCAAACCACUGGAAAUAGCUCAGGUGUUGAACAAAAUUGAUAAAAAUGAAUUAUUCCACAUUUCAUACAUAUUUAAAGCGUUGCACUUGAUUUUAAUGGAAAAGAUGAAUCAGCAAAGUAGAUCGAAUACAGAUGCGGUCGAAACGUGUGCAUACGUUUUGAAUAAUCAUCGUGCCAGCAUUGAAAAAAUGCUCUCAUCAAAUUAUGCCACACAUAAAAAGUCCGUGUUGAAAUUGCUCACUGAUGCUGUGUACUUGGCACCACAUUUAGGCCGAGAAUUGUUAACCACAUUCAAUGUUGCAUUCAAUUCAGAAACACUCAAACGAUUCACAGCCCACGAUCGAAAUGAAAGCAACUUGCCAGACGACGAACGGGUGCGUUCAUGUUAUAUUUACUUCGUUCUAUCGUUCAUCAUCGAAGGGAAUGAGGUGCUAAUCAAGAACCUGUUAGACCGUAAUGAAUUAUUGCUGGCACUAAUAUCGGGCAUGAUUUACGACAGCAAAGACAUAGUACUGCUGGUACUUAACUCCUUUUUAAAGUUUGUCUUGGAGUCGGGUAUUGUGACAAAAACCAAAAAAAUCCAAGUAUUUGGAGUGAAUGUUGUCAACGAAUUGCUUCGACUGUUCGAUUGGAAGGGGCCCGGAUAUUUUGCAGCAAUUUCCAAUAAAAAGACCAAAGACAAAGCAGCCCAAUUCAUUAAUAUCGACGAUAGAAACACUGUAUGCGAAACGGUGUAUUGGUUUUUGUGCGAAUUGUUGGCAUCGCGUAAAAAUGGAAUUGCAUUCAAGAGCCUGGGACAACGUCAUUUGAAAUUUAAUCGCAUUCAAAAGGAGGUAUUGGUUAAAAUGGACAAUUAUUUUAUGGGCGAUAAGCACAAAACCGAUUUGGUCAUUGAAAUAUUGAAGGCAUGCCCGGAGCUAACGAAAAGAUUCAUUCAAAAGCACGCCUCAUGCUUGGACACGGCCAAAAAGUACAACAAUUGGUUGAAUGCGGUUGAUUUUUUCGCAAAAUUAAUUAACUCACUCACACCCAACAUCAUUCAAUAUCAAAUUAAAAAAAUGAAUUCAAAAGAAACAAUUGAAUUGAUCAAAGACAUUUGUAUGGCACCCGAAAUACUGCAACAACUACGGAACAAAAACACAUUGCGCAGCGACAAUUUGAUGGUCCGUCAGAAAUCAACAAAUUUACUGUAUUUAAUGUUCAAACAAUGCAAUCAGUAUUUGUUUAAAAUAUCCCAAUGGAAUGUGCACCGAGCCAACGAAUUGAAAAAGAUAAAAUUCGAUUUGAUAAAUCAUAUUUUGACGUUGUGUCCAACGGUUGAAAAUAUUUUGUUGUCGCUGCACAUGACGCAAGUGGAUGGAACGGCUGACAGCGAGAAAAUGUUUGAGCAUUUGGAGAGUAUUUUGGAUUUGCUGUUGAUAAUCACAAAAUCGAUUCCAUCAUUCAUUGACACAACAUCGUCGGUGAUCAACUAUAUCAAAAUUUUGGGACCAAUUUAUGAACUGAAUCGUGAGCUUGAAAGCAGUACUCGCAUCGAAUUCAAAGCGGUCAAACUGAUGUUGGCAUUAGAACCAAAGGCACUUUCACCGAAAACCAAACUUUUCGGUCAAAUCAUUCAGUCGUUUUUCAAUGUUUAUCGAUUUGGUACGCCAAACGAACGAAACGAAGCGAAACAUUUGUUGCGAACGGUUUUCCUCAAUACUGGCUUAUUUGAGAAUGGUGCACUUGAGAUUGACUUAUGGUUGGCCGCCAUCGAUCACAUUGACGAAGAUUCAUUAACAUCAAUCAGAGAAUUUCUUGUGAAUCAAAUCAAUUCGUUUGAUGCAAAUAAUUCUCAAAUCACAAAAAUCCAUGCCAAACUACCAUCAACCAUGGAUAAAAAUCUGAUCGAAACAUUUGAGAAUAUUGAAAAAGGUACGACAUUGAAAGGAUUAUUGGAUGUGGCCACAUUGCGACCAUUUUUUUCGUAUGUUAUUCAAUCGUAUGAUGCGCUACCCGAUACGAACGACAAUGGCGACGAAAAUGAAGAGAAAGCGGAAAUUUUGGCGUACAUUGAAAUGGUGGGUUUUUAUUUAUUCCAUUAUUUGCCGGUGCCAGAGUCAGUUUAUUACGCAACUGAGACGAUUUCACAUAAAUAUUCAUCGUACAUGAAAAAAUGGAUUGUACAAUCAAAAUGUGGAAAAUUCCCAACGGAAUUCCCAUCGAGUGCGUUGUGCAAAUUCUACGAUUCUUUAGUGGAAAAUUCGCACGAUACAAUAGUGAAGAUAUUCGACGAACAAUUGACGGUUGUCAUGGAAACAUCGGAAUCGACGGAAAAGACUAACGAUUUGAUAGUGCACUUGAAUGGAGUUGAUUAUAAAUUGAACGCAACACUGUCAAAUGAAACCGAAAUUAUGGUUUUGAUUUACACUUUGAUGUUUGUUACAAACCAACGUCACAAAAUCAAUUCGUUAACUAAUGAACAAUGCACACAAGCCAUUCGAUUUUUUGGUGAAUUGAUGAAAAUAUUGGAUGUGAUUGCGACAACAGCUCGUGAAUGCGGUGAACAUGGUUUUGAGCUUAAUGAAUCGGACGUAAAUCCAACGGUGAAAGCAUUAAAGUAUGUAUUUUCCAAUUGUUAUUAUUUGCUGCAAUCGUUUGAUAUUUGGUCGAAGGACAGUCAAAUGACGCGUCUCGUAUAUGAAAUGGUGAAAAAUGUCGAGUACACUGAGUCAAUGAACGAUAUUUUGGUGCACUAUCGCAAAAAGAUUAGUAAUCAAAUCGUCACCUCAGUUGAGAUGGAAAAAACUUCACCGCCACCACAAUCCAACGAAAAUCUCAUUGAUUUGCUAAUCACGUUUCACUUGGAUGCGGAUAAUUGCUGUGAAAUUCUCACAAGUUUAUCUCAAUUGAAAUACGAACACUUUGUGACACCGCAAAAUGAAAUUUCAACAUUUGCCAGCAUUCUAUCGUAUGCAUUGCGACGCCUGGCUGAACUGAAGGAACGUGCUGCGGAUUCAUCAAUCAUUGCCAGCAUCAGUGCGUUGUAUGUAAAUCUCAUUUCGCAUGUAAAUGUCGAAAUUAAUUAUCAAGUAAUUGAAGAAGCUUUGGUCGCUUAUCUAUCCAUUUACUAUCAUCAUUUAAGCGAUGUACAUGAUGAUUUGUUCAAUGCCAUCUUCGAUGCAAAGCGAUUGAAUAAAGUUGCCAUCAAAUUAGCAUGCUUAUUGCUUGAACGGAAAUCCAAUCUUAUCGUUCGUUUGCCCAAAUUAAUCGAGGAUAAUAUGUCGAAGAAGGAAUUAAUCUAUCCACUUUUGAAUGUUGUUGCCGUCAAGCACAUCGAUUUGAGUGGCAAGCUAUUGACGCACCUGUACGCAGAAUACAAAAAUGGUAUUAUGAAAGCAAUUGAGAAACCAGCAAAAGCGGCCGUUAUUUACAAAGAGAAUGUAUUGAGUUCGGUGUUUUUGAUUGAAAAAUGUAUGCCGAUCAAUGAGUGCACCGAUUUCCUGAAGAAAGUGGUUAACUUUGAAGGUGCUGAAAUAUUCCAGUUACAAAUUAUCAAAUCAAUUCAUUUGAAAGUGCUCAUGCACAGCGACAAAGUCGAAGCCAUUCAACAAUCGUACGAAAACUUUUUGGCAAUUUUUGUUCGUUUAUUUGGCACACUGUUGAAACACGAAUCGCUCGAUGUGAAAAAAGUUGAGAGCUUCAUUUAUGUAGCGUACGAUUGGACAAAGUUAAAACAAAAGCUAUUACCAAUGGCAUUGUCAACAAAGUUGCAAUACGACCAAAUAUGCGGAACACAACUUUGGAUACAAUUAGGUAAAUCAUGUUUGAAGCAUGGACUCCGCUUACAAAAGAACGAAGCGAACAAAAUCAAAGAAGAGGCGGCCACAUUGUUGAAAAUAUUCGCUUAUCUGUGCGACGAAUUUUAUGCGAACGAUGGGAAAAGUGAUGAUGUAAAGUUAUUUUUCGAAAUGGUCGUGCAACACCCAAGUUUCUUCGACAUAAUAACAAUGCAACAUAAAACUCAACUCAAAUCAAAUUUAGCCUAUUUAUUGUAUGUUUUGGUGCGAAAAGAUGCUGAAGUCAUGGAAUCGAAUCACAUACCAAUUUUGUUGUCCGCUUACCAAGGCAAAAUGUCAUUCAGCGAUCAAUACUUGUUGGCCAUCUUACAAAUGUACGAACGGCACGGGUGUGAAAUGCGUAAAUAUCGUCCGUUCAUUUUUGGUGAAAGUGCCUUAAGCUAUUAUUCAUUGAAUUCAAAUGUGAAACCGACAUUAUUACAAGAGCCACAAGAUCAAGUGAUGGCUCUUUUUGAUGCUGACAUUUCCGAAAAUACACUGGUCAAUUUUCCGGUUUGGCGUAAAUUGAAUGUCAUCGAGCAAGUGCCAAGCGUUGAAUUCAUUUGCAAUGGAAUCAUCGGUCAAGAGUAUUCAAAUCAUGUGAGCAUUGCAAAGAGUACGGUUGAAAAGUUGGUCGAACGUGGUGAUGGUAACAUUGAUACAACGCUAUUGAAUGAAUCGGCCCGAAGAGAUGAAACAUUCGAAAAUGUAUACGAUCCAGCAUUUUUGAUACCAUUAAUGCAAAUGUCAUUUGCACCUGAAUCAUUUACAAAACCAUUGCGUCCGGCACAAAAUGGUAUGUUGGCGAUUACAUUUGCCAGUCUAUCAAGUUCCGAUCAGGAUAUGCGAUUGGCAGCCGCAACUGCAUUUCAACGUUAUCGCAACCAUAUGGAGAGUGCACGAUUUGUCGAUAAUAAACUGUGGAUUCAUAUUUUCAAUGGCAUUCGCAAUGGCGUACAAAAUCUAACGGUCGAAGCACAAAAACGUAAUAAAAAGUCACGUCGCAUACCACGCAUUCCAUACGUGGCCGGUGUAUUCUUUGCACGAACAAUCAACACAUUGAUGAAUCCGUUGAGUGAACUUUAUCGUCCGUUGAGUACAUUUUUGCUGAUAAAAAAUGCGUUUGAUUUCAUGACCGUGCCCGAGUUUAAUGUUCUCUUCCAUAGUCCCGAUGUAAACCAUAGUAUUCAUCGCAGUUUUAUUUUAGAUGUGCUACGCGAUGGUCUAAAAACAAGCAACGAUUUUAAAGUGCUCAUAUCAAAUCACAUUUUUAAAGCGCUGCUCGGUUAUUAUGGAUGUCCAACAACGACACGCGAACGUAAUAUACAAAUUUUAACGGUCAUCAAUGCAACCGCAAAAAUUCCAAAAUCAGCAAAACUCUUAAUUGACAUUGUUGGCAUUUUACCGUGGUUGAGCAACGUUGUCGAUAACAUUGAAUUCUUUCAAUUUGACUUUUUGGAUAUUUUAUGCACAAUUCUAAAUAAUUUGUACAAUUCGGUUAUCAUAAACCGUAUUGAAUACGGAAGUAAUACAGUGAAUAGCAUUGAAAUUCAAAUGAUGAAUAUUUUGGUGAAAAUUUGCCCAAAUUUAUCGCAACGAAUCGCUGAAAUUUCAUUUGUGCGCUAUUUGAACGUAUUAAAAUCAAUCGCAUUGAAAGAUAAUCGAUGUAGAUUCUUAAGCGAAGAGAAUAUUACACAUUUGAUCAAAUGUAUGGGCGGUUAUGUGAGCGCUGAUCUGGUGUGGGAUUGUAAUUUUGUGAUGGAAAACACACAGGCGUAUCUGCAUGCUGAACGCAAACUGGAAUACAAUCGAAAACUCCGGGAAUUUGGCAACCUAAACGAACAAUCGAUUUUUAUUCUGUCGAGCCUUCGUGAAAUCAUCGUUUGCUGGCAAAACGCUAAACAUUUCUAGGGAAAAGAAACCCUAAUUAAUCAUUCGAACUGAAUUACAAACGAUUACAUUUUAUUGUACAACUGCAACAUUUCCCAUUUAAAAUAAAUGAUAUGAUUUAUGUAUUUUAUACAACGCAAACAAAGCGAAACACAUAUAAACUCGAGAAAGUAAAUAAAAGGAAAUAAAAUGUUGUGAAAUCUUUUCAAUCGAAAA
Molecule: messenger RNA, 6322 nt
Organism: Contarinia nasturtii (swede midge)
Lineage: Eukaryota; Metazoa; Arthropoda; Insecta; Diptera; Cecidomyiidae
Exons: 3
Coding region: 95-6127 (2010 amino acids)
Biological process (GO): maturation of 5.8S rRNA from tricistronic rRNA transcript (SSU-rRNA, 5.8S rRNA, LSU-rRNA); maturation of LSU-rRNA from tricistronic rRNA transcript (SSU-rRNA, 5.8S rRNA, LSU-rRNA)
Cellular component (GO): nucleolus
Source: RefSeq, a predicted model, not a curated record